Messenger RNA from Salvelinus sp. IW2-2015, 972 nucleotides. RefSeq names its product arginine-glutamic acid dipeptide repeats protein-like. The record is from RefSeq and is a predicted model, not a curated record. Lineage: Eukaryota; Metazoa; Chordata; Actinopteri; Salmoniformes; Salmonidae.
AUGUAUAAAGGAGUACAUAAAGGAGUGUGUGUGAGUUCCUACUGUAGCUAUCUAGCUGUCACCUCAACAACACAACAACAACCGAUACAAUGGAAGGAAGCAACAGUAUCUGGCCCAGUCAACAGCAACCAGGGGGUCCUGUCUGGCCGACACAGCCCAGCCAACAGCCCACCCAACCCCAGUCCCCAUCCUGCUGGCCUGAGCAGCCCAGCAUCCCCUGCUGGCCUGGUCCUCAAUCAUCCCAACCAGCCCCAGCUCAACCUCAGCCCAUGCCUUGCUUUCCUGGGCACCCGAACACCCCCUGCUGGCCUGGGCAACAGCCAUCCCAACAAGCCCCAGGUCCGGCCCAAAACUGGCCUGGGCCACAGCCAUCACAGCCAUCCCCAGCUCCAGCCCAAAACUGGAACUGGCCUGGUCCUCAACCAUUCAAACCAUCCCCAGCUCCAGCCCAAAACUGGCCUGGUACUCAACCACAACAUACCCAACCAGCCCCAACCCAUCCCUGCCAGCCAUGCUGGCCUGGACCCCAGCCCCAGCCUCCCCAAUUACAGCCCCAGCCUGCACCCCAGCCUUAUCAACCUCCAGCCCCAAUUCAAGCCCAGGCCCAGGGCCCCAGCCAGCCCAGUCCCCCAGGGUGGCCAGUCCCAGGCUUUAACCCAGGCGUUAACCCAGGGUCUGGAUGGCCAUUYGGCCCUGGUCAGGACCCAGGUGGACAGUCUAGUUGGCCUGAUCAGGACCCAGGUGGCUUCACACCUGCUACACAGUGGAAUCCGACACCAACUGGACAGAAUGUGCCYUACAACCUGAACCUACAAAGAGGCMUCUACGACAAGAUGAUGCUCACCAUCAUGGGCCAGAUCAAACCAAACGCUAAGCAGUUCACGGUGAACUUCCUGCGAGGUAAUGACAUCGCCUUCCACCUCAACACUCGGUUCAAUGAGGGGGGCAAGCAGGCAGUGGUGAGGAACCACA